Molecule: messenger RNA, 1012 nt
Organism: Magnolia sinica
Lineage: Eukaryota; Viridiplantae; Streptophyta; Magnoliopsida; Magnoliales; Magnoliaceae
Exons: 3
Coding region: 311-955 (214 amino acids)
Source: RefSeq, a predicted model, not a curated record
GAAGUCAUGAUGACUUUCGACGCCUAUUUGGUUUCAGACGUAAAUACCUGCUUUGGGAGUUGGCGGUAGACGGAUGUAAAGUAGCUGCCUGAAUUUCAAAUCCGCUGCAGGUAAUCGAGAGGAUUUCCGUUUCUCAGCAGACCUGUCAUUCGCAGAUACAAUGGUCCGCGGGUGCAUCGUAGGGCAAUCGUUCGAAUGAGUAAUAUCUUUAAAUACUUCUCAUGGCGUCUCAGUCGUUCUUGGCAGGGAGGAACCGAUCUGGCCUAAUCAGAAAUUUCGGACCUAUACGGUGAGAAGACGACACCCAUUGAUGCUCCUCUUUCUCAAAGACUACUGUUUUUCCGGUCAUCCCUUCAUUGACGCUAUCUUCGUCUAUUUUUCCAUGGUUCAUAGGUAUCAACCUUGGAAAAGAUCUUGCCGAAGAUCGUCGAACGCUGCCGUAGCACAUCCAAACGCAGAGAGCGGACUGCUCAGCCAUCCGAUCCGGACUUCUUCUCCAUCUCCUGUGCAUAUUCCUCGAGAGAUGGGUAAAAAGAUGUACGUUGUUUUCAAAGGUCGCCAGCCCGGAAUCUAUUACACGUGGGAGGAGUGCCAUCAACAGGUUGAAGGAUAUUCUUCAACGAUCUUCUGUGGCUACAAAUCAGCGUCUGAGGCAUUUACUCAAUGGACAACUUUCUGCGAUGUGUCAUCUCAUCAGAAUACAGGAGUAAGCGAGGUGGCAGUGGAUUAUGACAACAUGGUCUUGACGCAUGGACCGCGUUGCGCUGCCGGUUGCAGCAACGACCUUAUAAGGAGCUCCAGAUCAGCAUCAUAUGACUGUCGGAACAGUGACGGGCACGAGACAAAGGGAGAUGGCGUUGAAGAAACGCCGCAUGCACUGGAGGCAUUGAUACGAAUAAUAAUCGGUUGCUUGAUUAUUAUCCUCGCCAUUCAUCUCUUCCCAUGCUGCUACUAGGUUGUUUUUGUUUUGUUUUUAUGGACGUUCUGGGAUAUGUUUUUGGACAAUGAUUUA